AUGUCUUAUAUUGCCGCAUUGGAUGUGGGAACCACAACGGUACGCUGUUUUGUGCUCAAUGAAAAAUGUGAAAUAAAGAGUUGCGCCGUGGAAGAGGUACAACUUUUGAAUCCCAAAGCGGGUUAUUUUGAAAUCGAACCGGAAACAUUGUGGCAGCAAAUUGUAAGGGUCAUACAAAAUGCAGUUAAAAAUGCCGAAUUAGAACCCUCACAAAUCUCCUGCCUUGGCAUUAGCAGCCAACGUUGCACCUUUUUGACAUGGAAUCACAAAACCCAAGAGUAUUUCCAUAAUUUCAUAACUUGGAAAGAUUUACGUUCCGAUGUAUUGGUAGAUGAAUUCAAUCAUAGUGUGGCCUUGAAAACCCUGAAUAGUUGUGCCUAUGCCUUGUAUUUGCUAACACGUAGUAAUCGUUUUUUGGCCGGUAGUGUUUUAAAAAUGAUGAACGGUCAGGUGACCUUGAGAUUAUUAUAUGAAAUGCGAAAUAAUUCGCGGCUAAAAGAGGCCAUGAAACGUAAAUGUGUUCGUGUUGAGCUGUUGGAUUCAUGGAUUCUAUAUAAAUUGAGAUCGGGUAAUGGACGGGAUUCACAAGUGGAUCAUAUUGCGGAUAUUACAUCGUGCACGGCGACGGGCAUGUUUGAUCCAUUUCAAUUGCAAUGGUCACCGAUUGUGAAAAUGUUGACGGGAAUUGAGGUCUCAAUGUUACCGAAAAUUGUCAACAAUUCGUAUAAAGAUUUUGGCUACAUUGACCCAGUAGAUUUUGGACCGGAAUGGAAAAAUUGUCGUAUACCCAUAACAAGUUCAAUAAGUGAUCAAUGUGCCUCUAUGUUUGGCUCCCAAUGUUUUCAAAAAGGUGAUGUUAAAAUAACAAUGGGUACGGGAGCAUUUUUAGAUUUAAUUACGGGUAAAACAUGUCAGGCAUCACUGCAGGGUAUGUACCCCUUGGUGGCAUGGCAAUAUGGUAAAGAUACCACAUUUUGUGUUGAGGGAGCUGCGCAUGAUAUGGGUACCAUUAUUGCAUGGGGACAAAAUUGUGGUCUCUACACGAAGCCAAGUGAAACGGAGGAGAUAGCAGAAUCGGUGGCGGAUACAAAUGGUGUUUAUUUUGUACCGGCUUUUAGUGGUUUGGGGGCCCCCAUUAAUGAUCACAAAGCUGCCUCGGGAUUUAUUGGCAUUACACCCUCCACUCAGAAAGCCCAUAUGGUAAGGGCCCUAUUGGAAAGUAUUGUUUUUCGUUUGGUAAAACUUGUGGAAACGGCCGAAGAGGAAACUCAACAGAAAUUGAAAUUAUUAAGAGUCGAUGGUGGUGUAUCGCGCAACAAUUUCGUCUGUCAAUUCUUGGCCGAUGCCACAGGGAUUUGCGUGGAGCGUGCCCGCAAUCCUGAAAGCAGCAUUAUGGGUGCCGCCUAUGCUGCGGGGCUUAAUCUUGGCUUGUGGAAUUCAUUUGAAGAUCUUGCCCAAUUUCGUGAUGUCGAACGUUGUUUUGAGCCACAGGAGAAAAAAUAUGCGGAAAUACGUGAACGUUUAAAUGGUUGGCUCAGGGCUGUUGAGCGAUUUGGUCAGUGGUAUUGA
Messenger RNA from Musca vetustissima, 1569 nucleotides. RefSeq names its product putative glycerol kinase 5. Gene Ontology annotation, cellular component: mitochondrion. The coding region runs from base 1 to 1569 and encodes 522 amino acids. Gene Ontology annotation, molecular function: phosphotransferase activity, alcohol group as acceptor; kinase activity. The transcript has 6 exons. The record is from RefSeq and is a predicted model, not a curated record. Lineage: Eukaryota; Metazoa; Arthropoda; Insecta; Diptera; Muscidae. Gene Ontology annotation, biological process: glycerol metabolic process; triglyceride metabolic process; glycerol-3-phosphate biosynthetic process.